Molecule: messenger RNA, 2768 nt
Organism: Leptonychotes weddellii (Weddell seal)
Lineage: Eukaryota; Metazoa; Chordata; Mammalia; Carnivora; Phocidae
Source: RefSeq, a predicted model, not a curated record
CCGGGUCUGUCAUGUGACUCCCCGGCGGCACCAUGGCGGAAGCAGAGGAGCAGGAAACCGAGUCUCUUGAAGAAUCUACAGAUGAGUCUGAGGAAGAAGAAAGUGAAGAGGAGCCCAAACUGAAGUAUGAAAGGCUUUCCAAUGGGGUAACUGAAAUCCUUCAGAAGGAUGCAGCUAGCUGCAUGACAGUCCACGACAAGUUUUUGGCACUGGGCACCCAUUAUGGCAAGGUUUAUUUACUUGAUGUCCAGGGGAACAUCACUCAGAAGUUUGAUGUAAGUCCCGUGAAGAUAAAUCAGAUUAGCCUGGAUGAGAGUGGAGAGCACAUGGGCGUAUGUUCAGAGGAUGGCAAGUUGCUGCUAUUUGAACGAUCUUGGAUGAGCAGAUGGAAGUCUUCUGUUCUGCACGAAGGGGAAGGGAACAUAAGGAGUGUCAAGUGGAGAGGCCAUCUGAUUGCUUGGGCCAAUAAUAUGGGUGUGAAGAUUUUUGAUAUCACCUCCAAGCAGAGAAUCACCAACGUGCCCCGGGAUGACAUAAGUCUUCGCCCAGAUAUGUAUCCGUGCAGCCUCUGCUGGAAGGACAGCGUGACGCUGAUUAUUGGCUGGGGGACUUCUGUCAAGAUCUGCUCAGUGAAGGAGCGGCAUGCUAGUGAAAUGAGGGACUUGCCAAGUCGAUAUGUUGAAAUAGGUAAGCCUUCUAGGAAUGUAAGACGUCAAAAGAGAAUCCAUUUCAGUAAAGGGAAACCUAAAAUCAUGUUCGUCUUCAGGGAAAGAGAAUACUGUGCCAGGCCGAGACUGGAUAUCAUCCAGCCACUCUCUGAAACCUGUGAAGAGAUCUCUUCUGAUGCUCUGACCGUGAGAGGCUUUCAGGAGAAUGAGUGUAGAGAUUAUCAUUUAGAGUACUCUGAAGGGGAAUCGCUCUUUUACAUCGUGAGUCCAAGAGAUGUUGUGGUAGCCAAGGAACGAGACCAAGAUGACCACAUUGAUUGGCUCCUUGAAAAGAAGAAAUACGAGGUAGUUUUGAUUUUGCUUUCUUUAAAGUAUUUACACACCUGUAACAGAGGAGAAAAGGUUUCUGGUUUUGCCUCUCUGAUCCGAGAAUGGCCUGGAGAUCUGUACAACAAUUCAGUAAUCGUUCAAGCAGUUCGGGAUCACCUGAAGAAAGAUAGUCAGAAUAGGACCUUACUCAAAACCCUGGCAGAACUGUUCUCUUCUGACACAGCAGGUGUCAGUGACUGUCGCUUUUUUUUCUUUUUAUUUCAGAAAGCUGUCGACAUGCUUUUGGACAACGAAGACAAAAUUUCAAUUAAAAAGGUAGUGGAAGAACUAGAAGACAGACCAGAGUUGCAGCACGUGUAUCUGCAUAAGCUUUUCAAGAGAGACCAUCAUAAGGGGCAGCGCUACCAUGAAAAACAGAUCAGCCUUUAUGCUGAAUAUGAUCGAUCAAACUUACUUCCCUUUCUCCGAGAUAGUACCCACUGCCCCCUUGAAAAGGCUCUUGAGAUCUGUCAACAGAGAAACUUUGUAGAAGAGACGGUUUAUCUUCUGAGCCGAAUGGGUAAUAGCCGAAGUGCCCUGAAGAUGAUCAUGGAGGAAUUACAUGAUGUUGAUAAAGCAAUUGAAUUUGCCAAGGAGCAAGACGAUGGAGAACUCUGGGAAGAUCUGAUUUUAUAUUCCAUCGACAAACCACCAUUUAUUACUGGCUUAUUAAACAACAUCGGCACGCAUGUGGACCCAAUUCUCCUGAUUCACCGCAUUAAGGAAGGGAUGGAGAUCCCCAAUUUGAGAGAUUCCUUGGUUAAAAUUCUGCAAGACUACAAUUUGCAAAUUCUGCUUCGUGAAGGCUGCAAGAAGAUUCUCGUGGCAGACUCUUUGUCCUUACUGAAGAAAAUGCACCGAACUCAAAUGAAAGGCGUUCUGGUCGAUGAGGAGAACAUCUGUGAAUCGUGCCUUUCCCCUAUUCUUCCAUCAGAUGCCGCCAAGCCCUUCAGCGUGCUGGUCUUCCACUGCCGCCACAUGUUCCACAAGGAGUGCCUGCCCGGGCCCAGCACAAACUCUCCUGCGCAGUUCUGCGGCAUCUGCAGCGCCAAGCACCGCGGGCCAGGAAGCGCCAUUUUGGAGAUGAAGAAGUAGCCCGGCUCUGCCGUCCUCUUCCUCACCACGCUUUUGAAGACUGCGUGUCUUUGCGGCAGCGGUAUUUGUGGACACCAGUGCUGUUCCAGGAUUUGUACGUGUUUAUGUUCUGCUCAAGGAAAACUUUCUUCAUCUUUGCCCGUCUUCUAGAGGUUUCUCUGUGCAGUUGAUGAAGUGAGGGUUUGCCACAUCCAUGCCUCCAAAUAUUUGGGCUCACAGUCCGUAUUUCAUCAUUUGUUGGGCUCAUUCUUCAUUUAGGAAUAGAAAAGUCAGUCUGGGAGUUGGAAAAUGAAUUUCUGGAGCCUGGUAGAACUGGCCAUCGGGCGGCCUGCUGAGCGUGGUCCUCGCUGCCACGAGCAUCGCCGGGGAGCUGCCCAGCCAGCGCUUGCUGCAGCUUGGCACCUGUUCCCACAGGCUCUGCCGCCAUCAGUCCUCGCAUUCUGGGUUUGCUUUUUUUAAUAUGUCACCAGCUGUGAUUAUCUUCUUAAUAGGCAUUUAAUGCAACAUUGUGUAAAUUGUCACUUAUUCAAGGACAUCUGGGAAUAACAUGAGCAGGCUGACGUCGUGCUGCUUUACGGUGACUGAUCACGUGUUCCGUAUGUCUGUCCAUUGAAUAAAUGUUAGCUCUUCCCAUUA